Messenger RNA from Macadamia integrifolia, 2304 nucleotides. Its product is annotated as LEAF RUST 10 DISEASE-RESISTANCE LOCUS RECEPTOR-LIKE PROTEIN KINASE-like 2.2. The coding region runs from base 25 to 2181 and encodes 718 amino acids. Lineage: Eukaryota; Viridiplantae; Streptophyta; Magnoliopsida; Proteales; Proteaceae. Gene Ontology annotation, biological process: protein phosphorylation. The record is from RefSeq and is a predicted model, not a curated record. Gene Ontology annotation, molecular function: protein kinase activity; ATP binding. The transcript is spliced from 4 exons.
GAAGCAGAGAAGAAAGAAACACUAAUGAUGAUAGUGCCUAUGGAGAUGAAGAUAAGCACUUCCACUGGAGUGGUACUUCUCCUCCUUAUCUCCUCAUUUCUAUUAAUAAUAAUCCCUUCAGCAACAGCCCUAGGCUUCAACUGCACCUCUUCCACUGCAACAUGUUCAGCUCUAAUAGACUACGUCUCUCCCACCACCAAAUCCCUUUCCGACAUCGCCGACCUCUUUGGGGUCACCUUCAUCUCCAUAUUCGGUGCAAAUUCCCUCCCACUCUCAACCUCUCCAUACCAAACAGUUGAAGUGAACCAGACCAUCAAGAUUCCCUUCCCCUGCGGUUGUAUUUAUUCCUUGUUCAGUGGGGUUGGAAUCUCUGAAAAAGUCCCAAUGUACAAUGUACAGAAAGGUGACUACCUGUAUUAUAUAGCGAAUGUGGUGUUCUCUGGGUUGGUGACGCCCCAGGAGAUCGCCACCGUAAAUGAUGUUUCCGACCCCAACUUGAUCUAUAUUGGGCAGUACUUGUGGAUUCCGCUGCCGUGUAGCUGCGACAGAGUGGGUGGUGCUCAGGUCAUCCAUUAUGGACAUGUGGUAUCUAAGAGGAGCUCCGUUGGGCAGAUCUCUAUGGAGUAUGGAACUACCCAAGGUACCUUGUUGAAACUCAAUGGGUUAGGUCAUGAGAAUGAGCUUCGGGCCGGCCAACUGAUCGAUGUUCCUCUUAAAGCUUGCAAAUCCAUGGUUGGCAAUGACUCACUUGACUACCCAUUGCUUGUUCCCAAUGGAUCUACGGUCUUAACUGCUAACAAUUGCGUCCAAUGCACCUGCAAGUCAUCAAAAAAUUGGACAUUACAUUGUGAGCCAUUCCAAGGGUCUAAAUCCACUUCCUGCCCUCCCAUGCAAUGUCAAGGUGGUUUAUACCUUGGAAGCAGUACCAUGUCACCUUGCACUACAUGUACCUAUGCUGGAAAUACCAAUCAAACCAUACUUAUGACACUCACCAAUACUUGUAGUACUGAUGAUGAAGUUGCAAGUAAUGGAAACAAUAUGGCUAUGAGAAGGAAGCUUGCAGUAGUUGUUUCUUCGGCGACUGGAAUUGGGAUUUUGGUGACUGUGAUAGUCCUAUAUUGUUGCUUGAGAGGAAAAUCGUCAUUUGUUAAUAAAAACAAAGACAUUGACAUAGAGUCUAUUUUGAGGAAUAAUGGAUCCUUUGUUCCAAGAUACAGUUAUUCAGAUAUCAAGAAAAUGACAAACUCCUACAAAGAUAAACUAGGUGAAGGAGGAUAUGGUGUUGUGUUCAAAGGAAAGUUACUUGAUGGUCGAUUGGUGGCAGUGAAGAUCCUCAACAUAUCCAACGGAAAUGGAGAGGAAUUCAUCAAUGAAGUUGCAAGCAUUAGCAAGACUUCCCAUGUUAAUAUUGUUGCUCUUGUUGGUUAUUGUUUUGAAGGGAUCAAGAGAGCUCUUGUGUAUGAGUUCAUGCCCAAUGGACCUCUUGACAAGUUCAUAUAUUAUGAUUCAUCAUCGACGACACACCCUCACUUUGGGUGGGAAACAUUAUUCGAUAUAGCUACUGGAAUUGGUCGGGGAUUAGAGUACCUACAUCGUGGUUGCAAUACACGUAUUUUACACUUUGAUAUAAAGCCACAUAACAUUCUACUAGACCAGGACUUCUGCCCCAAAAUCUCCGAUUUUGGGCUUGCUAAACUAUGUCCAAGAAAAGAGAGUAUUAUAUCAAUGAUGGGUAUGAGAGGGACUAUAGGGUAUAUUGCUCCAGAAGUGUUCUCUCGAAAUUUUGGAGGAGUCUCCCACAAGUCUGAUGUCUAUAGUUAUGGAAUGAUGGUUUUGGAAAUGGUUGGAGGAAGAAGGAAUGUGAAAGUGCCAGUAGAUCAUACUAGUGAAAUAUAUUUCCCGCAUUGGAUCUAUAGGAAAUUCCAACAAGAUCAGAAACUAGAAGUACUAGAAGGGCUGGUGACUAGAGUGGAAGAAGAAAUUGCAAGGAAAAUGACUUUAGUAGGGCUAUGGUGCAUCCAAACAAAUCCUUCAAAUCGGCCUUCAAUGAGUAAAGUUGUUGAAAUGUUAGAAGGAAGCAUUAGUUCAUUGCAGAUCCCUCCAAAGCCAUACUUGUGUUCUCCUCCAAGUUCGCCAACAGAUUGCUCUACCAGUACUACCUUGGAAAAUUCAUCAUCGUAAUUGUAAGUUCAUAUUAUCCUUUUUAAUGUUCUAUUGAAGUAUUAACUUGAGAAAUUCAUCCAAUUAGGUUAAAAUAUUCUCUCUGAUAUUCAAUUAAUACGGAAGUGGAUUUUUUGUUGAACA